GGAGGAAGUGGGUUGCAGUCGUGGAGCUCUCUUUGCUCCUUGUUGGGACUCCUGCUGUGGAUGAUGGGUCGCCUCAGCCGGGCAUGGAUGGGGCUCCUGGUCCUGGGGGGAGUGCUGCUGGUCGCCUCUGCAACAGCUGGCUUACAAUAUGAAUAAAUACAUAGCAAAGAAUAAGUGAUGAAUGUGACUAACAAGUCAAAAGGAAGAAGCUUUAUUGGUCAUAAAAUCAAUGCAAGCAAUUCAUCUAGAGAAGCAUACAGUGUGGAUGAGUUUGCAACUAAAGUCCUUACUGGAAAACUGACUACGGUUUUCCUGCCAGUGAUUUACAUUGUUGUCUUUGUCGUUGGCUUACCAAGCAAUGCCAUGGCGCUAUGGGUCUUCUUCUUCAGAACAAAAAAGAAACAUCCUGCAGUGAUUUAUAUGGCUAACCUGGCCCUGGCUGAUCUCCUGUUUGUCAUCUGGUUCCCUCUCAAGAUUGCAUACCAUGUUAAUGGCAACAACUGGAUCUAUGGCAAAGUCCUAUGCAAAGUCCUGGUUGGGUUCUUCUAUGGGAACAUGUACUGCUCCAUUCUGUUUAUGACUUGUCUCAGCGUACAAAGGUAUUGGGUAAUUGUGAACCCCAUACUGCAGUCAAGAAAGAAGUCAGACAUUGCAAUAGCAGUUUCAGUUGCGAUAUGGAUACUAAUUCUGCUUGGCACCAUUCCAUUAUAUCUUGUGGACCAAACUGUUUAUAUCUCAAACCUCAACAUCACCACAUGCCAUGAUGUCUUGCCUCAAGCACAGCUAGCUCAUGACAUGUAUAACUACUUCCUCUCUCUAGCCAUUGGAGUUUUCUUGUUCCCAGCCAUCCUCACAGCUGUUGCCUACAUUCUCAUGAUAAAGACUCUGAAUGCUUCAAUUACGGAUGUAAACAUUGGAAAGAAGCGAAAGAGAGCCAUCCGACUCAUCAUUAUAGUUCUUUCCAUGUAUUUGAUCUGCUUUUUGCCUAGUAAUAUUCUGCUGCUUGUGCACUACUCUCACAUCAAAACCCACGGUGUCAGUAGCAUAUAUGCAGCAUACAUCACAGCACUGUGCCUUUCUACUCUCAACAGUUGCAUAGACCCAUUCGUCUACUACUUUGUUUCAAAAGACUUUAGGGAUAAUCUUAAAAAUGCUCUCCUCUGUCGAAGUGUGCGCACUACAAAGAGGAUGCAAAUCUCUCUCUCUUCAAACAGAUACCCAAGGAAAUCCCCCUCUUACUCUUCCAGUUCAAACACAACUAAAUCAACUUACUAAAUUUGUAUGGGAAAUCCAUAAAAAAACUGAACUACUAUUGCCAAGAGUUCUGAAUUUGCUUCUUUGUUUUUAAAUGGACUUAAUAAUAGUUUAUUUAGAAUAGAACAUCACUAAUGCUUAAAAAAGGCAUAUACUAGAACACUUGUCAAGUGGAAAAACAAAAAUUGAAAAUUGCUGUUGUGAUGUAGUUCUCUUUUUUUUAAAGGAAUAUACACAAAUUGAAAGGAUUCGCUUUUUGUGCAGACUUGCUAGUUCAUUGUAAAGAGAACUAUAUAGAGGACUAGGUAAAAAAAUUACGGUCCCAGGAAUUGCUACAAUGUCCAGGUAUUUUGAAUCAGAAGGGAACAGAGGAUGUAUGUAAUAGUAAAAUAGAGUUUUGGAGGGCACUCUCCUUGUUCAUGAGAAGCAACUCCUUUCUUACAGCUCAUAGACAGGGGGCUGUCAACCAGUCAUUUGUGUUUGUCAAACCUGUCAAACCAGAUUCUGUGAGGGUUCUGGAAUAUUGUAUUAUUGAUGUCCAAGUGACUAUAUUUGCACUGAUGCACACAUAUACAUCUGUAAUAUAUGUACACACACAUCUUUAUUUUAAAUAUACUGUGAAUAUGCAAUGUGACCAAUAUAUAUAGUCUUAAUGUAGCCUAUAAUUUUGUGCAUUUUAACUAACUGUACUUCAUUGAAAUAUUUUAAAUACCCAACAUUUUAAACUUUUUAUAAAGGUAUGCUUUUAAUAUACUCCAGUUAUUUUUGUUAUGAUUAUAAAGUGUAACCAUAUUUUUCCAGAGCUUAGUUGAUCAGUAUAUAAACUCAAAUUUGACUUUCCCAGUCACACAUAUACAAAACACACACAGAAAUAUGUCAGUGAAUGUGCAGAUUCAAGAAGCCUUUAUUCAACACAGUGGAUGGCUUGGUACCAGGGGUGGAGAAUUGAUCACGAUGUAGCAAAAACAGUAGUUGGUUCUAGUUAGAAAACCAUUUAUGCUGUGCUCUUUUCAUCAUUAUAUUACAUUUGCACCAUUUUAUCUAUAUUGGGUUGUCCUGGAUUGAUUCCCCUUCUCAUAAAAAAAAAUUGUGGCUGUAAAUUCAUACCCCAUACACUCAUUCAUUAUACUAAUUCCAUCAUCAAAACUGAUAAGACAAAAAGCAAGGCCUGGUCCAUCCAUGAGCUGGGCAACAAUGGUUUAGCUAAUGUUGGACUGAAAGAGACAUUGCUCCAGUCCAUCAGCCAGCUGAGUUGAGGCUAUUUUUGUCUUCCUAAUCACUGCCUUACCCUUCCACAAUUUUCUUCAGUCUCUGAGUCUAGGAAAAGGCAAGAUGAGACAAGAAAAAGCUGCAGAAUUGGAGAGAAGGCAGGACAGUAUCCUGCUGAUGCUGCAGAAAAGAUCUAGGUAAGCCAAGAUGGUACCUGUGAUGGAGAGGGCCAGGCUGUGUGAGAUGGGGGAUGGAUGGGGUCUCCCCAGCUCUUAAGACAACCAACAAACUAGCUUGGGGACUGUCUACUAUUCUUCUGGACCCCAAGGCAUUACCUGGAUCAUUACUGGGCCAGGUAGGAUGAAAAGGUCUCUUUGUAUUCUCUGUAUAAGGUAAUGAAAACUGUAAAUGUCUUCUGGUUUAAGGUUUGAUUAAGGAGGUCAUACUGGUGACAGUGUGUCAGACUAGAAAAGUUAGUUAAUUGAGCUAUAACUUCCAGAAUCCCCUAGUGUCUCUGAGCUGUGGGAUUCUGAAAGAUGUAGUCCAUAGUUACUUUUCCAGGCUCUGUUUGGUGUGAAGAUAGUGUAAAAAUACACAUUAAUGUAGACAAAUCAAAAUGUUGCUGUUUAAUUUUUUCAUAUUUCAGAGAAAACUGUUCCUUUGCCUGAUAUUAUUUAAAAUUAAAAUGUGCAUCCUGCCUUUGUCUGCAAAGCAGACACAAGCCAGCUUUCAACUGAACAGCUCAAAAGAGUAUAGCAAUAGCAAGGUUAAAGGAUGUCAAAAGAGCAGAUAGUUAAAACAAUGCAAGAGACAGAGGCAAUAAAACAACAAAUCCUAAAAGGCUUUAAAUGUCCACUCACAUGCAGUUUUCAAAGGGAUAGCCAUGUCAGUCUGCUGAAGGAAAAUAACAAAGAAAUAUGGAGCCAUGAAGGCUAGAAGAUUUAUUAUUUUGUAUUUUGUACACUAUGUGCAUGUUUGUGUGCAUGCAUGCCUUCAAAUUGUCAAUUUGUGAUGACCCCAUUAAUUCCAUGUGGUUUUCUUAUGUAGGGAGUUCUCAGAGGUGGUAUUGCCACUUCCUUGUUCUGAAAUAAUGCUUACAGCACUUGGCAUUCAUUGGUGGUCUCCCAUCCAGAGCUGAUCCUGCUUCCAAGAUCAGAUGGGAUCUACUACCUUUAGGCUAUUUAGGCUUUUUUGUGUGUGUGGAAUAUGAACUACUUUAUCAGAUAAGUGGAGUAUAAUCUUGGAGAAUGAGUAGGAAUCAUGCAGUCCUCUAACUGGGAAUUGCAAUCCAACAUCACCUGGAGAACAGCAUGGUUCCCACCCCAUUUUAAAGGUUUAGGUAUAUUGGGAAUUCUAAUAAUAGUUGGACAUUAUUGUCAAGAUGUUUCUGUUAUCACCCACAAUUGUUUUACUGAUUUUGAUUAAUAAAUAUAAUUGCUGGUCA
Molecule: messenger RNA, 3907 nt
Organism: Sceloporus undulatus (fence lizard)
Lineage: Eukaryota; Metazoa; Chordata; Lepidosauria; Squamata; Phrynosomatidae
Gene: F2RL1
Product: F2R like trypsin receptor 1
Exons: 3
Coding region: 178-1275 (365 amino acids)
Biological process (GO): positive regulation of Rho protein signal transduction; phospholipase C-activating G protein-coupled receptor signaling pathway; blood coagulation
Cellular component (GO): membrane
Molecular function (GO): thrombin-activated receptor activity
Source: RefSeq, a predicted model, not a curated record